CUUACAGCACACAACGCAUCGCUUGCUGCCGCAUACAUGGCCACUGGUGUGGCACAAAUCAAUCGCGACAUAACGGAUGUGGCUUGUAACUCCUUGGCGCUUCAUUUCUUAAUGAGUCGUUUGACGUGGGUUUUCAUGUUACCGUCUGACGCACAUCCGAAUUACCGAGUUGCUUACGGGCAGGAUAUGCCGUGUACGAGGCAUUUGCAGAAACUUUAAAUCAUACCGACAUAUGAUCCUCAAUAAAUUUCGAAUAUACCGGCACGAGGGAAAGAACGGGAAGUGAGGAGGGCGAGACAGAGAUACCAAAUAAAUUACUGGCGAAACAAGAAACAACUAAAGGUGUCUUAGAGUAUACAUUGGAUAACUGGUAUCAAAAUAAAAUAUCACACCGAUUGGGAAAGACGAAAGGACCCCCACACCACGUGUAAAAUUAGACACGUUAGGACCAUCCUUCAUGUCAUGAACAUAAUAAUACUCAAAUGCCAGAGUCGUAGAAUUAAUACCGCCAUGUUUUAAGCGACAAUGUACUGUGUAUGGACAGCAAUGCUCUACUUUCGUACGAGCACAUGUGCCGGUCUAUCAUGAAACUGUCUUCAAACAGUUCAAUGGCAUGACAUCACAGCGAGAGCGAGCGUACUUCCCCGAUGCCAUGGUGCGGCGGUUAGGAGUCACUAUCGUACUGUUGACAGCCGCGGCCAGACAUGUUCUUUCUGUGGAGUGUAGUGAUCUCGGUGGUGGCUGGAGUACCCCAACACGGCUUCAGGGUCAACAAGUGCUGUUCUGAAGACCAAGCUCUGACCCCGGAAUCCAUGUGCACUGACUAUGACAGUUACUACUCAUAUUCAACAAACGAGAUCCGACCCUGGUUGCCAUCCGACGUGACAGUUGAAUCGCGAAGUCUCUCCGAGUUUCAUGUGACAACUCAGUUCGGCAGCAAAGCAACGUGUGAAGGUCGCCAUUACUUGGUGUUUGCAGAUGACGUUGAUUUGUUCUCGUUACUAGACGAUGGAGGGCUAGUGUUGUACAGUGAAGAAGAUUAUGGGAAGAACCAGACGUUCCCAGCUUCAUCUUUCUGUUUCGAUCGUUUGUUACUCGACGGUGGUCAAACUGUUAAAGUGAUCCUAUUGUGCCCAUGUGAUACCAUGACUUGUAUUAGAAAAUGUUGUCCACCUGGAAGAUACCUGGAUGCAAAUCAGAGAUGCAUAACAGACGAUACGGACGUAAUACGGCACUCGCUACUCCGUGAUGAUACCUCACAGUACUUUCAGUUGAUUGGACUCCCUCGUUGUCAAGAUGGAGGUGUUUACUUGCUGAACACAGUGCCGUCACAAAGUAAGACACAUUUGCAGUAUGGAUUCUCAAACGACGGUCAAGUGGUUGGCCGCGAGUUCAGGCAACCCAUACCCGUUGAAGAAUAUUGCUGGGAUGUGACACUCGAUGAGAAUGGUAAUGAAACUCCGAAUUUGCUGUUCUGUAAGAGACGGGAGAGCCGCGGGUGGGGUGGUGACCGAAGGGUGUUCUACGGAGUGGUUGUACUCAUAGACGCCGUCUUCCUCUCUGCCACCUUGCUCGUGUAUGGCGCUCUGCCUGAACUGAGAAGCGGCCUACACGCCAAGUACCUCAUGGCUCAUACUGCAAGCUUUCUGGUUGCCCACUUGUUCUUAGGAAUUGGGCAACUUGUACCUGAUCUGCACUACGUGUUUUGUUCAAUAAUAGCUUUCAUUAUCCAGUUCACAUUUUUGGCUGCCUUCUUGUGGCUGAAUGUAAUGUGCAUCGAUAUCGCGUGGGCUUUUAGUGGCCUGCAUCCUCCUCAAGGAAGUGCACUAGAACGUGAUCACAAGAAGUUUAUAUUGUACUCCGCUUAUGCAUGGGGAACAUCAGGCAUGUUAUCUGUGAUCACAGCAACUGUGGAGUUUGUUCCAGGUCUUGCCGAUGGCUCACCGCUGAAACCGAAUUUUGGACUCAGGGCAUGCUGGUUUGAAAGUAAGCUGAUAUUUUGCUGAUUCAUGGGUGCAUGUGUUUGACUUUGUGAAGGACUUAAACAUAUGAAAGUGAAUUUGGAAUAGCACCUCAUGACAGUGUAUAAAAAAAUCGAAACACGGCUGCAUUUGGCAUGACAAACUUGAGAAAUCAUAUGAAAACAAAGUUGGAAGAAACAGAAAUUUCAAACCUGCACAUGGUCACAAGAAACAUGUGAACUAACGAACAAUGGUACUUUAAAGUCAUCUGAAGUUACCAUCUUUAUCACUCUGUCACAUUUAUUUAACUACAACAGUACAAAAGCAAUUUCAGAAAUCAGCACAUACUAAAUUAAUAUACACAAGUUAAAAUAUUUUAAUUUCUGGAGAGUAGUUACUGAUUAGACCUUCAAAUGAUCGCUAUGGCAUUUAUCAAAUUCUGUACACAUGAUGGCUAGCACAAACAAGUUUUCCCUUCAUCACCACUGUUCAUAGGCUGCAUGUCUGAGGAAGUUUAAUAAUAAGGAUUAACUAUUUUUAGCACAUCACAAGUCUGCCAUGUAGCGUAUAUUUUCUGCAUUAUAAUGCCUUGGUUCUGGCAAGGGUUCAAAGGGUUAAUUAGUACUGGAAAUAAGUCAUAUUUACAAGAGCCAUGGUUACAGGAUCCAGUCUUCUUCCACCGACUAUUAGUGUCUGGGAUAUCAGGGAAACUUAUUUCCUUAGUUGUGUUCACAACCCUGCAGACUGUAGCUGAGUAAUCAGUUCUUCAUACUACAUCUUCUGGCACACUUGUCAGAAUUUGGCUUAUACUUUUGUGAAUGGCUGGGGAAUUUCCUAGGUGGGAAUUUCCCAUCCAUUUACUCCUACAUGCAAGGACUUUUGUGGCUGUCCAUUUAAAUGCCAAUUAUUGUUGUCCAAUGUACACCAAGUAAAACUCCCCAAUUUCAGAUUUUGUGAAAAUUCAUUCAGCUUUUAUUAUAUGUGAGCAGACAGACAUGGUGACACUAAUAGGCACAUAAUUGCAAUUCUUAGUUGCAAAAACACCUAAAAAUAGUGACCAACAUUUACAAGAAAAUAGUCCUUGGUGCUGAGCAGUGCUUUCCUGGUGGUAUGCGGUUGUACACCAUAUUGGCAUCAUAAUUCAUAAGACACAGAGACAUGAACAUUAUACAAAUUGGGAACAGUGAAGCUUUAGCUUCAAAUAAUGUUAUAAAGCACACUGUGAUCGUUUGGGUUGUGAUUCCAUGCAGUCAAGUAGGUGCUUACCAUCAUUUCAGAGGACUAUAUAAUCUCUGUUCCAGGAGAUAACACUCCACAUUUUCACUGCCAUGCAAACCUCAAAUAAUGACAGCUGAAGUAAGAAUAAACUUAUUUCAAUAUUUGUUCCAGAUAUAAUGAAGUAAAGCUUCCCCAAUACCUUCCUGAGUUUCAGUACCACCAUAAAUGCUUUUGGAAGUAUUCCUAAUAUGUAGUUAUUGAUUUCUGUUGCAUACAGA
Zootermopsis nevadensis is the source of this 3457-nucleotide messenger RNA. The record is from RefSeq and is a predicted model, not a curated record. NCBI's taxonomy places the organism in Eukaryota, Metazoa, Arthropoda, Insecta, Blattodea, Termopsidae.